AUGGGAGGAAUGUAUUCACCAGAUGUAGAUAUUAUGGAAGCUCUCAAUGAUACCACAUCUCAUUCCUGGAGGGUACUGAGACUCUCUGUGGCAUCACCAGAAAACUUCACUCUUAUCCCCGCCCCUCUGAUGAAGUAUCGUGCUCCAUAUGCUGUCUGUCAGUACCCUGGACCUAUAGGUUGUUCAGAUGACCCUCCCUCACCUGGCCAAAAGAUGACUCGUACAUGGACAGGUGACACAGCAGUUUCCACAACAGCUCAGUAUACAUGUUCACGUGGAUACUUCGUGGAAGGAUGUGCUGGAGAGCCGAUAGUAGCUAACGCCUCAACAGCAUGGAGCAACACAGUGAUAUGGAAGGAAGGCAUGACGCUAGUGUUUACUUGUGUUGACGGUUACAUCACGGACCCUGACAACACCACGGGAGUCCUGACCUGCAACACUACUGGCUGGACAACACGCGACGAAUGUUACGAAGCUUGUGCUCAGGAACCAACGAUAGCAAAUGCCACAACAGUAUGGGUAAACACAGAGACAUGGACAGAAGGCAUGACUGUGUUAUUUACGUGUAUUGAGAGUUUCCUUACUGACGCUGGUAGUAACACUGGAGUCAUCAAUUGUAGCUUGACAGGUUGGAGAACAGAUGACGUCUGCUACAAAGUGUGCGUCGCUGAACCAGUAGUAACAAAUGCUGUAGUGAAUUGGACAAACACGGUGAUGUGGAAAGUGGGUAUGACUGUGACCUUUACGUGUGUUGAGGGUUACAUUAUUGAGGUGGAAAACAACACAGGGGUCGUCACUUGUACUGAGACAGGCUGGACUACACCUGACCUCUGUUACGAAGUGUGUCUAGGAAACCCUCCCAGAGUCCCCAGCUUUACCUACAGAUCAUGGGAGAAUUAUGACAGAAGAGCUGGAACACAGGUAGUGUACACGUGUCUACAGAAUUUACUGAUGGGGAACAUGGAGCAGACAUACGUGGUGACCUGCAAGGAAGAUGGUAACUGGACUACUGCUGACCCAGACAUCCUGCAGUGUAGAAGUCCCGCCCCCGCGCCCCCACCACCCACACCGUAUGGCGCCACACUGGAGAGUAAAGACGCCAACUUCUGGGUUCACUCUAUUAUAAAUUACACUUGUAGAGAAGACCAGAUGUCCCCAACAGGUGUCAGGUACUUCAUCAUCGAGUGUAGACCCAUUGGCUGGACAUUACUGGACCCCGAAUUUGCUUGUCACAAUAGUACGUGA
Molecule: messenger RNA, 1245 nt
Organism: Homarus americanus (American lobster)
Lineage: Eukaryota; Metazoa; Arthropoda; Malacostraca; Decapoda; Nephropidae
Product: complement factor H-related protein 4-like
Exons: 9
Coding region: 1-1245 (414 amino acids)
Source: RefSeq, a predicted model, not a curated record